Molecule: messenger RNA, 2421 nt
Organism: Pieris macdunnoughi
Lineage: Eukaryota; Metazoa; Arthropoda; Insecta; Lepidoptera; Pieridae
Source: the annotation of a GenBank genome assembly
AUGACCAAUUCUCAUAUUUCUUUACUAGAUUUGUCAAAACAAUUAUUUUUUGAAAUCGAUGACGCAACAAAGAAACAAUUAUGUUUCACUGAAACGUUAGUAAUCAGUUGUGGACAUUGCGAAGGUGACGUUCGGGAUGAGGCUUCUGCUUCCGAAUGGACAUGUGAAGAGUCCUCAGACAGCGACUUAACCGUGGUCAAGCCAUCCAGUUUCAUUAGAGAACGAAAAGAAGUCGAGACAGAAUCACCAGCUGAAAAAGAGCCAGAUGAGACUGAAAAAGAUUUUCAUUUUUUUUUCUUUCCUGAUUGCUCAAAGCCACUCCCGGAACAAGAUAGCGUAACUAGUAUAAUUAUUGAGAAUGGUUUGCCAAAAGUAAACCCAGCUGUGUUAAAUAAAGAGUUUUGUUCCUGUGACAUAGAUAAGCAAGGAACAUGCCCCUGCCAUACUAAAGUACCAUGUAGAUGUGGAGCAAAAACUAAAGCGGAGUGUAAAUGUCAGCAUUUAGAGAAUAUCUGCAUAUGCGACGAUGGCAAACCACAACCGGUAUGCACAUGUAAACCAAGUAACGUUUGUGUAUGUCAUCCUGAUUCUAAACCAAGACCUUUUUGCACCUGUGCACAAGUUGAUAAGCCUUGUAUUUGCAAACCAGGCAUGUUCCCAUGUCCUGUAUGUACAUGUAAACACAAACCCCACUAUCUUUCUAUGGAAAAUCAUGAAGAAAAGGGCGAAGAGUAUGGCGAGGACCUAGCUGAAGAAGAAGUUAAAACUUUUAUACAAAUACCAGAAGAAACUGAAAAGGAACCAUGUAUCUGUCAGAAGCCAGAAAAAGUGGUGAAACCGAUAUGUUUUUGCAAGAAAGGCAGGGAAUGCAUAUGUGAGCAAGAUGUAUGUAUAUGUGGAGUGCAACCUACUUGCGUCUGCGAGAAAGUUGAAGAAGAAGAACCACCCUGUAAGGAUGACGAUAAUAAAUCUAUCUGCAGUUGUUCUGUAGUUCCACAAUGCACUUGUUUUGCGGAAUCCCCUGAAAAGUGCAAGUGCUUUCCAAAACCACAAAUUUGCACUUGUGGAGAUCCAAAAAAUUGUAAAUGUUUUAAAAGUUGUGAAUGCACCGAUCCUUGCCUUUGUGACACUGCACCACCUAAAGAGGAAGGGAUAUGUACGUGCCCAGAUAAUAAAACGAUUAAGGCGGGGGGUCUUAUUUGUACGUGUCCACGCAAAAAGCCAGUUCAAAGGAAGUUAAAAAGAACAAGGGCCGGUAAGCAUGGCUACCGUUGGUGUCACGACGUCGAUCCCAAACAUACAUAUUUUGAUUAUGGAUAUGGGAGACAUGAUAAAAUUUCGUACAAGGAGGAAGAAAGAGAGAAAAUUAAGAUUUUAGGUCUUCACGAAGAAAAAGUUGAUGAUGCGGCUGGACCAUGUCCUGUUCAUGAAAUUAAAGCACCCGCGUAUGUAAAAAAAAUACGUAAGCCAUCUUUGGAUUGCUGCAGUGCUGUUGGGGGAAUAAGUAUUAGUGUGGAAACUUUGGGUGAGGAUGAGGCGAAAUUUUUGGUUCAAGUUGUUUCUCAUUCAUCAAAAGACGGAGCUAAAACUGGGUCAAAGCUUGUCAGUAUUUUAGAUUGCAAUUUACAUACAAUGGAGGAAAGUAGGAGCGAACAAAUUACAAAGAAAGACGCAACGAAGGAGCGUCGGAGUUAUAUGACAAUUUGUGAGAGCGGCUAUUACAAUAAAGUGACCCGUAUUUGUGGGGAGCGCCAUUUUGUAAGGCGCAUUUACCAUUCGUUUGAAGAUGCCCGCAAUUUUUUACUUGAAGGGGCUAAUAUUGUUCUGCUGCGAUAUUUGGGAAUCAGCCGACACAAGGGCACGAUAAAGACUGAUACUGUACUCAUUGAUGGUGUUAUAUGCGAAAGUUUAUAUGUAUGUCCAGGUACCAGUCAAGCUAUUGUUAAUGGAAAACCGUUGUUUGUGGUCAAAGUGGAACGGCAUAUAAUAGAACCAUCGGGAUUUAUUCAUCAGACACUGAUUGUUCUUACUCUUAAAGGUUACCUUGUUAGCCACGAGUGGGCUGACAAUAAUUACAUAAUCCACUUAAACCCAUUACUACGUGUCGUCCCUGAAAAGGAUGAAAUAGAGCCCCAUGCCCCAACGCGGGAAAAAUGGAGAGAGGACCUACAGUUAUUCUCGGAUUAUCUGGACUUUAAGAGUUCCCGCUCAUCAGAAGGCGGCCGGUACGUGACUGAGAACGGCGAACUGGCUGGCACCAUUCGAGACUAUCUUCAGACAUUACUAUUGCUACGCCCUCACGACGCGUUGCAUUUCACCAAGCAUUAUUUUGGAGCGGCAUUGUCGGCUCUCGACUUACCGCAUAACGAAUAUUUCGAUCCAUGCACUAAGCAUGUUAGAUAUUAUUUUUUUGAGGAAUAA